Daphnia pulicaria is the source of this 2188-nucleotide messenger RNA. RefSeq lists its product as uncharacterized. The record is from RefSeq and is a predicted model, not a curated record. The coding region runs from base 1179 to 2114 and encodes 311 amino acids. The transcript has 6 exons. NCBI's taxonomy places the organism in Eukaryota, Metazoa, Arthropoda, Branchiopoda, Diplostraca, Daphniidae.
CCACUGUGGUAGAGACAGCCGCGGGAUCUGGCGCCGGGGAAAGCUCUGGACAUCGCUUGCAGUAGGGUCAGCUCAUAGUCGCUAACUACUAAAUCCGGAGUUGGCACUCUUCCUACAUCCUACCUGUUUGUUGGAGGCAAACUUCGUUCAGACGUGCCAGGCAUGCUUCGUAAAGAGCUUGCGUCUUCGCGGUCAUCAAAAACGUGGCUGCUUGUAUAGAAAUGCCGUGGGAAAUGGCAUGAACACUCACCAAUUGGUAGUACCCUCUUGGUGUGCUGUGGAAGGUGGCAUCUAUAUGGGCAGACCGAGCUUCCAAUAACGCCGGCAACGCGCCAACAUUGACGAAAACCAAAGCGUGUGCAUCCCCUGCCGUGACACGACCGAAAAAAAAACGAUGUUCCCCAUUUAAAUCCAUCCUAUUUCAACAAAAGAAAGGGAUCGUAGGGUUCGUCUCUCUCCGCGCCCGAUACAUCGUCGCUCUUAUCUCCUGGUAUUGGCAUGGAGGAGGGCCAGGAAACCUUGGAGAAGUUCACAUCAUUAUUUUACAAAUUUUUACAAAGUCUGAUGGCCAUCAUUCGUGCCAUGGGCCAACUCAGAAUCAACUUCGUUUCAAGAUUUUUGACGUCGGCGGACAGCGAUCAGAACGUAAAAAGUGGAUUCACUGUUUCGAAGGAGUGACAGCCAUCAUCUUUUGCGUGGCGUUAUCAGGUUACGAUCUGGUGUUACCCGAGGACGAAGAGAUGAAUCGCAUGAUCGAGUCAAUGAAGCUGUUUGACUCGAUAUGCAACAAUAAGUGGUUUGUGGAGACCUCCAUCAUCAACGGCAAAGGAACAGCUGCUGAUGGCCAGCACGGCCAAGACGGGCAACGAUCACAGAAGAGCGAAAAGAAAACGGCCGUAAGCAAGAAAGCCAUGACAAGAGUGAACGCCGAUUGGAAGAAGGAGGAAUCGACUGCCGAAUCACUGGCUUAUCUCGAGCGAUCCAUUCGUUCUGACGCCGCCUCCCUUUAAUCCGCUGAAGCUGCAGCCAAUCGGCACGAAGAAUUGUCAAAAGUCUCAGCGGAAAAUGAGAAACGUGUUAGAGCAGCCGCGGAAGAAGAAGAAACCAACAAGCGAAAACUGAAACACGCCAAAGAAUUGUAAGAGCGGAUUGAGAAGGAAUUUCAAAAGGCCAAAAAGAUGUGCACAGCUCAAUCGAUGCAGUCACAGCGGACGAAUAGAAUUGCCGACCAACUUCCCAAUGAAUCUGAAACAAAAGAAGAAUCUGAAGAAUUUGACUCCAUCAUCACCGAUAGUACAAUUCAAACGAUGCAGAUAACAUCCAGCGACGAGUGGGAUUCGCUUGAAGGCGUUCCAUUAUUGGAUGCUCUUAUUGACAAAUUCUCCGACGACGCAGAAAAGUCGCAAACAUUAUCGAUGCUGACCCAGUCUUUGGUUUUGCAAAUCCGCCAUCAACAUUUGUGGAUUGAAGUGACGACUAUUGUCCGGCGUCACAUCGACUGCGUCGAUGAUUUCAUUCAGUCCCUCAAGUACAUCAAUCAAGAUAUCGAACUGGCGCAACUGUUUGUGUUCAACAAGGAAGAACAACGCCUGAAUGAUCUCCAACGAGCUGUCCAAGAUAAAACUUUUGUUUUCGCAGUGCAAUCAAUCGAGUGGAUUAAGAAACGAGAGAUCGACAUCAUUGGCUCCUUCAAAGAUCAAGGCGAAAAAUCUGACAAGGAUUCAUUCGUGGAGUUUGUCGAACGACUUUUGGAAGUGGAACCGAAAAAAGUGGACGUCGAUUCUAUGAGGCCGCAACUUCAAAGAGCCCUGCACUUUCUCCUUCACAAUCGAAUCGUCUCGUUUACGGCAGCUGAAGUAACUUUAUUAAAUAAGUUAUUUGAUAAAAGCCGUUUUGGUCUUGUUCGAGACGAAUCUUUCUGUCAAGACGAGGCCGAUUUGCGAGCAGAAUAUUUACUCAACUGGAAAGAGCGUUACUUUUUGCGCUUGACAGACUGCUACGCUGAAAUCGAUCGGAUUCGGAAGAAACUUCGUGAAAAUUGGAAGGAAAACUGUAUCAACGCGGACCUGGUUGCCGAACCAACCAAAGCAUCCGACAAAUGGACGUGCUCCUGAACAAGUACAACUUUCUUACCAGCCUGUUCAUGUCGCCAACAGAAUCUGUCAAGCAAUGGCAGUCUCUUAGUGAA